Molecule: messenger RNA, 852 nt
Organism: Cladophialophora yegresii CBS 114405
Lineage: Eukaryota; Fungi; Ascomycota; Eurotiomycetes; Chaetothyriales; Herpotrichiellaceae
Exons: 1
Coding region: 1-852 (283 amino acids)
Source: RefSeq, a predicted model, not a curated record
AUGGCUCCAUUGAAGCCAGCGGAGAGAUUGAACUUCUUCCUACAACUUCAACAUCCUCUCAGAAACACGCUUCUAGAUAAAUACCAGGACAGUCGCCUCCAGGGAUUCCGCAAUCUCAGAGAUCCGAAAGCUGCGAUGGACCAACUUAUGGCUCGCAUCCUCACCUCGAACAACCCGACAGAAGUUGUCUUUCAAACGCCCCUACCAGCUCUGCCCUUCUUCUUCAUCGACGAGCCCUCAAACACGCAUAUCCUCUUGCAUGUCAACCGCGACACCCCUUUCGGCCACUUCUCAGCAAUCCUCCGCGAAGCCUCUGCCGACAUUGCGACUCAAAUCAAGAACAACGCGUACUUGGACAAUGGUGGAACAAUCUGUCAGGCCUCAGCGACACAUUUCACCUGGGACGACGGCCCGUACCUCUAUCGUAUCGCGACAGUCACACAAGGACCAGGAGGUCAAGAGCUCGUGGCUCGAACUGAAUGGGAGACUCUGUACACCGGGACAUACCUGGAGCUGUUCGAUGGACCGCAUGCCAGGCAGAUCGGCUCGCGAGUCGAAAUCCAACAUACUCUCCAACACUUCAGGAGUCUUUCAGCCACCGGAGGAGACCCGCCGCCAUCGCCGCCACCAAGCCCCGUUGCUGGCCGUCCGGUCGUGCGGUUGCCGCCAGUGUCCUCCCCGGCGGUUGCCCCGUUGCGCGUAGUGCCAGUGUCGAGCACAUCGAGGGCUGGCGUGCUGGUCGUCGAUGGUGGGGACCUCGCGUGGUACAACCGGGAGGCGGUGUUGAGGGGGUGGUUGAGGUUCGGGAGCGCCGAAGUCGUUGAGAGUGUGGAUGUGUGGAGCGGGUGGUAG